Messenger RNA from Acanthopagrus latus (yellowfin seabream), 12369 nucleotides. RefSeq names its product splicing factor proline/glutamine-rich (gene sfpq). Gene Ontology annotation, cellular component: nucleus. The coding region runs from base 135 to 2165 and encodes 676 amino acids. Lineage: Eukaryota; Metazoa; Chordata; Actinopteri; Spariformes; Sparidae. The transcript has 12 exons. Gene Ontology annotation, biological process: regulation of DNA-templated transcription. The record is from RefSeq and is a predicted model, not a curated record. Gene Ontology annotation, molecular function: RNA binding.
UCCGUACAGGAGAAAGAAAGACACACGACGGUUAGUCGCCAUUUUAAGAAGCUCGAGCUGCCGUUACAGUCGUAGGAAGCGGUUGUUACGCAGCACAUUUAUAACGUUUUUAGUCUUUGCUGAUUUAAGGAUCAAUGUCUCGAUUUAACCAUAAUCGCGGUGGCUUUGGGAUGAAUAACUUCCAGCCACGCAGAGGCGGGGUCGGCGGUCCGAUGCGGGGUGGACUAAUGGGAAACCCAAAUUUUAGGAGCCAUCCUUUCCAGAAUCAGAACCAAAAUCGGAGAGGGGGAAAUAAUAACUUCAACAGAGGACCCAAUCAGGGACCGCAUGGGACUCCCCAGAAGCCACAACAGAACCAGUCUCUGCCCAUCAUUCCUCCGCCGAGUCCCGGCCCGGCUCUCACAAUGAAAGGCCCGAUGCAGCAACAGCAACAGCAACCACAGCAGCAGCAGCAGCAGCAGCAGCAGAAACCAGCACCGCAAAACCAGGAUCAGCAGCAACCGAAACAGACAACCCCAUCACCACAACCGAAGAUUCAGUCGCCUCCUCCUAAACCAAACGUCAGCUCUCCUCAACCUAACCUGGCAAACAAGAACCAGAACCAAAAUCAGAACCAGCAGCUGAAGUCGCCGGUGGGAAAUACAAACGGACAGCAGCAGAAGCAGCCUCCUAUCCCCAGCCCGAAGCCAGCGCCCCAGCAGGGCCAGAGAAGCGGCCCUCCACAGGGCCAGAGAACCCCCCAGCAAGGCCAGAAGUCGGGCCCUCAGCAAGGCCAGAAGUCAGGCCCUCAUCAUGGCCAGAAGACAGGCCCUCAACAAGGCCAGAGGACAGGACCAUCGCCGAUGAGGCCCAAACACGACCGGCAGGAGUCGGAGAAAAUGGCAACAGACAGCGCGCCAGGCCAUUCAGUCGGGAGCCAGCUUAAGGAGUUCACACUGUCCAUGCUGCUGAAACCCGGUGAGAAGACGUACACACAGCGGUGUCGUCUGUUCAUUGGUAACCUGCCCAACGACAUCACAGAGGAAGAUUUCAAAAAGCUGUUUGCCAAAUAUGGGGAGCCCAGCGAGGUCUUCAUCAACAAAGGCAAAGGCUUUGGUUUCAUCAGAUUGGAGUCCCGUGCACUUGCAGAGAUAGCAAAAGCAGAGUUGGAUGACACACCAAUGAAAGGGAGGCCCCUGCGCGUCCGAUUUGCCACACACUCUGCGGCCCUGUCUGUAAAGAAUCUGUCUCCGUUUGUGUCCAAUGAGCUCCUGGAAGAAGCUUUCUCACAGUUUGGAAUGGUUGAGAGGGCUAUUGUCAUCGUAGAUGAUCGUGGGCGCUCUACAGGCAAGGGCAUUGUUGAGUUUGCCUCCAAACCUGCUGCCAGAAAGGCCUUGGAUCGGUGCACCGAGGGUGUUUUCCUUCUGACCACGUCACCCCGUCCUGUUCUUGUUGAGCCUUUGGAGCAGUUUGAUGAUGAAGACGGUCUUCCAGAGAAACUGGCACAGAAGAACCCCAGAUAUCAAGCAGAGCGAGAGGAACCUCCCCGUUUUGCUCGUCCAGGCACAUUUGAAUUCGAGUACUCCAAGCGUUGGAAGUCCCUGGAUGAAAUGGAGAAGCAGCAGAGGCAGCAGGUGGAGAAGAACAUGCUUGAGGCCCGCGAGAAGCUGGAGAGCGAAAUGGAGGAUGCCUACCAUGAGCACCAGGCCAACCUGCUCCGACAAGAUCUGCUGAGGCGACAGGAGGAACUGAGGCGCAUGGAGGAGAUGCACAGUCAGGAAAUGCAAAAGAGGAAGGAGAUGCAGCUGAGACAAGAAGAAGAGCGUCGCCGGCGGGAGGAAGAGAUGCUUCGCAAGAGGGAGAUGGAAGAACAGAUGCGCCGCCAGCGUGAGGAGAACUACAGGAUGGGCAACUUCAUGGAUAGGGACAGAGAGAUGAGAAUGAAUCCCAAUGGAGGCAUGGGCAUGGGCGAUAUGCCCUUUGGAUCAGCAAAUUCUAAGUUCCCAAUGGGUGGACUGAACUUUGAGGGUCAGCAGGGAAUGGGAGCUGCAGGAGGCUUGAUGGGCAACGAAAUGCGCAAUGAGCGCUUCUCCCAGGGUGGUCCCAGGGGAAUGGGUCCUGGUAAUGCUGGGUUCGGCAGGGUCCGUGAGGAGUUUGACGGUCCUUCUAAGAAACCUCGUUUUUAGACGCUGGUCUUUGAUGCUCCCAGCAGCACCAUUUGUAUAGAUUCUUCAAAACAAACGUGCAUUUCUUGUAUUUAAGUUUAAGUUGUUGCUACAUUUUAGCCUGACAAUUUACUCCUUUUUAUGAAAGUCUAUUUCCAUUUUUAUUUUGUAUUGUCAGUAGUAUUGAAAGAUGGAUCACCUUUGUGUGGUCUGAUAGCUCUUUCUGACCAUGUAUAAUUUUCUUUUCUAGAUGUAUUAUGCUCUGUGAGUCGCAGUGAAGUGAUAAUUGUAACCCUUUUCUCAAAUUUCUAUGGCUGUGUUUUGUGCCAUACAUUUGGAGUCAAAGCAUGUAUUACAAUAAAGAGACACUGGUUCUAUCAGGACAAACCGUAAACAUUUAUUCCUAAAAUCUGAAACCUACGGUGCAUUAAGAAAGCAGCCAAAUCCCAACAAUUGGUUGUUUGCACUAAUUAGAUAAUGUGGAAAAAUUAGCCACAUUAGGACUUAAAGGGUCUAUGUGUUAUCUUUGCUGCAGCCUGACCUUUUGUUGAGCAAAUACAUGUGGCCCUGUCAGAAGCAAGCAUUGCUAAAAAAUGCCCCAAGUCUUUGACACUUCAUUUUCUGAAAAUUCAGAAUGGCAUUUUUAGCUUAGUCAACUGUAAUUUAUCAAAGACGUAGUUAGGUGGGGAUAUGGUUAGGACAGAAUGGCAGGAAACUGUUCAUCUACAAAAGCUAUGAAGUAGUCGACAUCCAGCACUUGAAAUUUUACAAAUCAGAAGAUUUGUAUCAGAUGUUUCAUUCAGUGGGAACUGUUAUCCUUCAGGAAAGCAGAAAUAUAACACAUAGAACCUUUAAGAAACCCUGUGUAGCAGUAUGUUGGGUUGUGGGUAGCCCUAUGAACACAUUCUGUCUUUCACAGACUUAGUCUGUUGCUGACACUCAGUCUACUUUGGAUGCAGUUCUCAUGUUCAUGUUUUAGGCUGGGGUUAUUGACAACGUUUACAUGCAGUCCAGAAUAUAUUUUGAAUUGAUACCAAUGAUCACUGCACUUGCCCUUUUACUGCAGCAGUUCUGGUCGAUGCACAGAUAAGAAGCUGGCUGUGUUUUGAAAAUGUGAUGACAUUUCAUCCAAAUGUGUAAACAUCAACCCCAUUACUAGAAGUAGACAACCAAAAUUUCUGAAGUUGCGUGUUAUAAAUACAACCUGAGUCAUCACAACUAUAACUUGUGUAACUAGACGUUAUUAAGAUCUCAGCCUGUGCUGUGCUUGUAUCAAUGAGAUGGUCUAUUGCAAAAGCUUGUCAGUUGAUCGAAGUUCAGUCAUGACGCAAAAAACCAAAAGAAAUGUGAAUUAGACACGUUUCCAUUAAGUAGUUUGGAGGCUAUGAACAGCGUAAUUUAAUUUGAAUCUUGUUGUAUAGGCUACAUUAUGCUCGGUGGUUAAAAAAAUAAAUAAAUAAAUAAAUAUGUAUAGAAUUAGAGGCUGCAAGCUAAAACCAGUUGUUGGCCUGUUGCAAAUAAACUCCCAAGAAGAUGAAGAAACAAUGUGUUUAGACUAUAAACUACAUUAAUUGGGUUCCUGUCAGUUAAACAGGUCAUCUUUUUCAAACCUGCAUGUAACCAUAGUAAAAUUCAGAAUAGGACCUAUUUGGGGCUAUAUCAGAGGAUGUUUAAAGAACAAAAAUAAAAGUCUUGACUGUAUUAAUCAAAAUUAAGUAAUAAUUUGAGUCCUAAGUUCAUACUAUUUGUUGGCACAGUUAAAUCUGCCUUUGCAUGAUUGGAAAGUGGCUCAGUUGGACUUAACAUUACAAUAAUGUGCAUUGAGGUCAGUUUUGAAGGGAUGAUGACCACAGGAAUCUCAAGCAUACAUAUAGUAUAUAUUAGACUUUGUCUGUGGAUGAAAACUUGAGCAUUUACUUUCAGGAAGCAGUAAAUGUCAGUUACCUAUUAUUUCCAUUAUUAUAUUUACAAUUUUUCUGGCUGUUAAUCCCAAAUAUUUAUUUUUUUUAUUUUUUUAUGGAGCUAAAUGACAUCGUUGGGUUGGUGAGCAUAGCCAACGUUGCAUAUAGAGAAUACAUAUACAUCCUAAAUGUGCACAGCUUAUACUCCACUGGCCAACAAUUCAAUGUGUGGGACCUGUAAGAAGACAAGAAUUCCAGACUUUCAUUUCUCUACCCUGCCUUUCAGUUUCAAGAUUGAUAUGGCUCAUUACUACAGUGGACGUGUCUGCUGCACCCUUUGAACUGUUUGUUAUUGACAGGACAAUCUGAUAUUUCACUGCCUCCAGCUUGUGAAUUCUCCUUUUACAUCUAGUUAUACUACAGGAGGAAGAUGAGCUGCUCCUUAAAGCCUUAUUUAAUACACAUAUUACGUGGCUGGUUUAUACUAUCAGCAUACUUAUACUAUCUACAGAGCUUGCUGGGACAACAAUAACAACAGUUGGCUACUGUGUGUAACAAGCUAUACUGUGUAAAAUUCAUGUGGAGACCACAGUGCUUUUAUUUUCUGCAUUUAGGAAAUAACAUGUUUAAACUGUACUUGAUGUCAUCAUUGGCAACGGUACAAAAGUAAGAGCUCCGCGUUUUAAAAGAACUUUUAAGAAUCUUUACCCUCAAAUGAAAGGGAUAAAAGUAUGAUUGUGUGGGCUACCUUUUUGUUGACAUCCGGAGGAUCAUGGAUUCCAACUUAACUUUAUGCCCACCUUUUUUACAUAAUAACCAUAAGAAAGGAACGUCUUGUUGCAAUUGAAUAUUUUCUCUGCUGCCUGCUCUGGCCUCUCCCCAUUUCUCAUGUCAGUACCUGUUUUGAGGUGUUAUCUUGUCAUUUAGCAUCAAGUGAACGUUGGCUUGCUUCAGCAAGCUUUUCUCAAUUGUGUGGUAGCAGGAGGUGGGGUAUAAACUGUAAAGUGUAAGUAUUCUUGCAUUAAUUACACCUUUUCAAGAAUAACUGUUUCAUUUGACUGUGUUUUUUUUAUUUUAUGUUUUUUAUUUUUGGAAAUGGCAAAUUUCCUGGGAGAUGGAGCAGGGCACUUUCUUAAUUUGUCCUGGCACUAGCCUUGAUACUCUCUUGAAACUCUGGAUUAUUGAAGUUGAAUUUACAUUAAGUUGAAAUAUGAACAAGAACAGGAAGUGACUUUCUUCCUUGCCUUUGGAGUCACCUUUAGUGCUCUUUUGUAAACACUAAGGGUCUGUCCAAUGGCUGACUUUGGACAACUAUUGGACCUAUAGCUGGGUGGCUACAUUGCAUCCUGUGGUAGUUAUUUUACUUUGCCAAAUAGGCAAAUACUGGCAAUAGAGGACGUAAGAGCCCAAGAUUCUUUUUAGCAGCCCAAGAAAAUCUUCCCUCUUCUUUUGGCGACCGGGAACCCUGCAAAACACACCUGAAAUGGCUGCAAACUGAGCUCUUCAGAUGCUUGGAUGGAUUUGGUAAUCUCAUUAGAGUAUCCCGGACUUUUCAUUUACAAUGUCACGUGUGUUUGUGUUAUGUACAUCUUUUCUUAACAGGUUUGACCAGCUUUAAAGAUAAUGGACUGUGGAGGAAUAUGUGGCUGCGUAGCUUAUACUAAGGGAUAUUUUAGAAACCUACACACUGGACCGACAUCGGGAUGAAAACAAGGAUUAGAUCGAGUGGGCCAAUGCCCUGUGGCAUAUCUGUUUAUCAAGCCAUUUCUAAGCCUGUAGAUGAAAGUAAAAGCAAAGAUUGUCCUCUAUGACAAGUUAUUAGAAAAGUUUCAAUUUGGCAUCAGGAAAUUGCAGCAAUCUUGCAUAGUGACCAUUUAUGCAAUAGAACCUCAACUGUAAUUAUGUUACUCUAUACACUUCAAUGGUAGGAGUAGAUGUUAAUGCAAAGAAUAUGGACUCCUCUGUAGUCCACACGCCAUGUUGGUUUUGUAAAAUCACGUGUAUAGUUCUACACUAAGGGUGGGAUACAACCAGUUUAAAAAUCUGGUUGUGGAUCGAUGCUGGUAUAUUUGUUUUUCAGGUCACAGCCUAAAUAGAAAUGCAACAUUAAACUAAAUUUGCUUAAAAUUAAACUUUCCCAAGGUCAGUCUGCAGUGGUAUACUAGCGAUUUGCGUACAAUUUUUUUUUAGUGCUUAUUUACAUGAGACUUUACUCUUACCAGGAUUUACAAUGAUUAAUCAAAACAAUGAAGUCCUUUGGAUUUAACCUGUUGAGUGCUCUCUUGUAAGUGGGACUGUUGACUGUCUAACAUAGAGGGCAUACAGAUAUUGAACUGACUUUGAGUAAUUAGCAACUGCCGAAGGAGAUUUUGUUGUAUAGUGAGUGAAAAAAAGACAAGAAAAGGGGGGAAAGUUAAUUGGCCCCCAAUACUUUUUUUUUAAUUACAAAUGUCAGCAUGAGUACAUGGAAGUUAAUGCUAAAAGAAAUGGUAACAUAUUGGACAACUAUGAAUCUUGUUAGGCUCAUUUAGAGCUUUGCUUGUAGUAAAACAGAAGACGAUAUCCUCCAAACAUCACCGGAACAUUCUGAAAAAUAGUGCUUAAAGAUCUUACUGACUUGGCCUAAGUGUUCAUUUUAAAACUUGUACUGUUAUGUCUGUGUGUUGGUGUUGUGUACAAUUUGUUUUUCUUUAACAGGUUUGACCAUCUUUAAAGGUGUUGGACUAUGAGAAGGAACUUUCCAAACCAAGAAAUUCAAAGUCUGUAGCUUCUGUUGGAGUGGUUAAGUUCAAAGCUAUCAUUCUUGAAGACCAAAUGGCACCGAUUUCUUGAUGAUUGCAGUUAUUUGUUAUCCUGUUAGGUAUCGGCGCUAUAGUUUGGAUUAUGGCUUGUAAAGCUGCAAGUACACAAGAUUAAACUGACUUUGCUAGCAACACUUUAACACCCUAUUACAAAACACUCUGACUUAGUCUGAUUUUAAUCAAACAUUGACAUGCAUAUUUACGGAAAGUUUGCAGACAACAUUUGCUGUUCAUGGCACCACACUCAUUUGACCAUCUACACAGUUACUGUAUUUGGAGCAGGAUUAGCACUUUUUAUUGGUAAAGCAGAUAUUUAAAUAAAAUCUUUAAAAGAGAUGUUAUUUGUAAGGACUAGUGUGUAUAUAUAUAUUGGCAGCUGAUAUGGCCAAAUGGAAGAUGUAGAGAUUUCCCAACCCUAGGACACAGCCUGGUUUAAAAAAAAAAAAAAAAAGUUUUGGACUUUAGUGAAUUUUCUUGUUCAUGACAGCUGUACAAGGGGUGAAUUCAUUCGUUCAUCUUGUGCGGGGGCUUUAAGUUAUACAUAAUUAAGGUCAUAGGCAGUUUGACUAACAGAUUGUUGUUUGCUAUCUGCACCCAGGCUUCAAUCAGCCUUCACAAACGCUACACUCUUUUGUCCAUUUUUGUAUUAGCCAGGAGUUCAGAUGGCGCUGGCCAGAUCCACCACGCUGAGCUUUACAGUGGCUCUGCAGAAACGUAUGGAACUCUUCACAAAGACUACAUCUAAAUAUUUUCACACUGGUGAUCUUGAAGAGGACUCCUAAGUUGUACUAUGCAGGGUUUUAUUGCUGUUUUUAAACACCAUUUAAAGUUGCACCCUCUUCCCCAGCUCAGCUAGCGAGACAGAGCUCUGGUGGUCGAGCGAGCUAAAGGGUGAAUGAAGAGAGGGUGCAUUGAUGGUGAGAACAAAGAAUGUAUUCCAGAACAGAAAACCAAUACACCUCCUCCUCCACACAACCCUUCAGAUUUUUUUGUGCGAAUACAGCUGAAGUGCGAGCUUCACCCUGUUUGCUGCACUGAUUUACUCUGUGUGUGUGUAGCUCAGCCCCUUCCUUGGUCAAUCACACACAGACCUGCAGUUUUUUUUUUACUAUAUCCAUGAUGAAGACAGCCAUGUAACUAUGUGUCAUAUAGAGACCAGACCUCACGCCCCUUUGUGCUGUCAUAUGAUUGGAGCUACACACCUGCUUUUUUCCUGGGCCGAAAGGUUGAGAAUGAAUGCAGACGGCAGAGUCACUGCAGAUGCACACACCAUGCACACUUCUAGUUGGUGGCAAGUGAAGAUUGAGAUGGAUUACUUUUGUAAAUACUGUAAUAAUCCUGCAUAGUAUAUCUUUUUUUUUUUUUUAAGUCCCCCAAAGCGGGCAUCAAUCUCACUUCAAACUUCACAGUAACUGUAUAUCAGCGGUUCAGAAGAGUCCAACACUUUAUGACAGCAUUCGUGACCUAAAAUUUUAAGUCAGCUGGGGCACCAAUUUUUGAAAAAUUAGAGUUUUGGGUCACAGACAUCCUCUGUGUCAACCCAUUUUUCACAUGACAUGACAUAUUUGAGAAAAAAUUGAAACCAAAGAUUUGACACAUGCAGUUACGACUCGAGAUUUGUGGCUUUCAACCCUAAUCUGCCAUCCCACCCACCCAUAUUUGUUCUCAUCGUGUGAAACUCCCCAAUCCUAAAAUCUGAUGACAGAACCUGCACUAGUUGACCUGACCAACUUCAUACACCAACCUACCCGAGGCAGGAAGUUCCAUGCACCUUGCGGUUGAAGAGAGGAUCGUGCGUGUGCCUGUUGCCUGUGUGGUUGUGUGUAUGCUUCAUGUCUUUGGAUAAAUGAGGUGUGUUAGCUGCAGUCAGCCAGCUUGUCAAAGACAGGCUGCCCCAGUCCACAGUAGAGGCUCUUCUCUGCAGUUGGGUUGCAUUGACGAUGAGUAGUUCUGCAGAAGUCAGUGGACAGUAAAGCCUGGACUUGUUUGCACUGCAGCCAGAGGUAUGCUUACACAGAUCAGCCGAACAAGUAAGGUAAGUGUUCCAUCCAUGUUUAUAAUACAAGAUGCACAGUUGUCCCAUAACUUGACUCUUCUCUCUGUUGUCUCUUUUCACCAUGUCACUGCUCACGGUGACCUUUUACAGGGCUUCUGGCAUCACACUUACAAAGAAUGGCAUCACAGUGCAGAUCUCUUUUCUUCAACCUUUUUAUGUGUGGAUGUUGCAAAGCAUUAUAGUCCGUGCAGUGUGUGUGUGGUUGUAGUACUUUGGCUUCUCUGUAUGCAUGAACGGGUCUGGAUUGUUGAGUCAGUAGUUCAACACUACCACGAACCACAGAUGUGUGGAACAAGGUGCUGAAAAUCUGACACAUUUGUCUUAUUUUGGUAACACUGCAAGUCAAGAGAGAGGGUGUAUUUUUAUUUUCUGGCAUGAAAGCAACAUUUAAAAUGAAACCAUUAGAAUGAUUAAAUAUUUAGCUGUACUCAAUUUUGCAGUUGAGUUCUUCAGUGAAAACACAAAGCCCAUCUCAUGGGAUGGCAUUGUCCAUUGUAUUGCUGUAAGAAAUGUUUUUGGGUAGUGUCUGUAUGUCAGAACUUUUACAUAUUUCACAGUUUAGGUUUGGUUUCUUUUUUUAAUUUAUUAGUUAAACUUCUAACUGCACAAGUGUGCCUGCAGUUCUGCCAUUUUUAAGGUUCAGUAGUUUAGUGUUGAACCAUGACAAAUUAUUAAAAUCAUUCAAAGUAUUUAGAUUUAAUCGUAGCACAUUUGUUUGUUUAGUUGUGUCACAACCUUGAUAACGGAUAGAACUGCUCCACCUGUCAUCACUACUCCUGACUCCAUCUGUCUGACUGUGAAAUGUCUCUAAAACUAUAAACUAAAAUGUUUGUGGUAGUGGGUUGGGACAUCUUGCAGUUUUGAAGUGAGCACGUCACAUACUGCUGGGGUUGCGCUGGGUGGGUUUGUAUAUAAAAUGAAAUUUCUAUGUCAGACAUUCUGUUCUUGAUCCAACACUCAAUGCAGGUUUCCCUUCUUUUUUUGCUCCAGCCUUUGUGUGUUUGUGACAGUGGGUUUUGAUGGUUUGUUUUUUUUUUCCGAUUCUUGAAAAAUGCAAAUGUGCAUUCAGACAACUUACGACUAAUAUCUGAGUACAUUUUAAGCAGUUCCGCUCCUCUUUCAGUACAUCCUCUCUUUGAAGUAAAGAUUUCUGAACUUCAGUAAUACUACAUUUGUCAGGGAAGAAAACAGUGUUCUGAAAACUUCAUAAAGAAAUUUUAAAUGGUGUAUUCACCCCACGCAGUCAACAGAAUUUUUUAUUUAAAUUUUUCUGGGAGCAAGCAAGCACAGAUGGGGUGUAUUUGUCUUUGUUUGGGUUUAGUUCAGUCUGAAUGAACAAAGUACUCACCAGAGACUCUGGUUAUCAUCCAUCCUUUGAAUUCUUUAUUCCUGCUCUUCUCUCUACACCGUAGUGGAGGUGAGCACCUCUGACUCACUCAGAAGUGCGAGUAAAGAUAACUGACAACAUAUUUAAACUCUGGACUCUGUACAAACCUUACUUUGGGUGUAAUGUGCACUCCAGGGGAGAUAUUUUAAAGACAGAUUUGAAAAAGUUAUGUAAAAAAAAAAACAACCAUACAAGAUAACAGAAACUUUGGUCUAAACACACUGACAUGAUAUACAAUGACAUCACAUCUUUGACACUAAUCCAAAUAAAUCUGGCUUUUAAACAGAAUGUUUUCUUCAGUAUCAAAGUAAUCCAGUGAUUGUUAUCUUCACACAAGUGGUUAGAUUGUGAACAGACACUACUAGUAGUUUAUCAGGCAUACUUUUUAAUGGAGCUGAUUUAGAGCAUGUAUGUUAACUCACAGAACACAUGGCAAUGUUAUGACACACUUAUGUACAUCCCCCAAAGCAUAAUGGCAAAUGCAGUUCUAAAACUAUUGGAUAUUCUGUUCAUAAAGCUAAAUGUGAGAGAACAGGCAACAAACGAGGAGAACGAAAUGGAGGAACCACAAUAAAAAUGCACCACUUUAUUUUUUCCAAACUGUGCUGUAAACUCACAAAUAUCACUUAAUAAACAUUCAGUUCAAAUGGAUUACAUCUUCACUUACAGACUCUGAAACCACUGAUCUAAAGGAUGGUGUUUGUUUUGAGGAGGAAAUGGUUUUUUUUAGAGGGCGUACAAUGUAAGACACGAAUACCAAACACAGCAAAAAUAUUAGUUUUUAGUUGCUGGUUAUUUCACAUCCAGCAGUCAGUUGUUUGUGUGGAGAACAAUGGAGAGACAUGUAAUCUUUCCCCAGUGCUGAUCUCUUGCUCUUCUUUCCUCUCUCAUCUCAGUUCCUCUUACUAUUUAUAUUUUGUCAACCUUCCUGUUAGACUUGCCCAGCCAGUAUUUUGGAAACCGGCCCGUUUUCUUGUACCAUAGGAGUUGUCUUGUAGCUGUAAAGGUGCUUCCUGGAGUUUAUGGUUCUCAACCUCGAUCAAGAGGAACCUGCACUGUGUUCAUCCGAUGUCAUGAAAUCAAGCCCUGGAGGCUGUCGAGAUGUGUCUGUCUGCACUGUGAUCCAUUUUCCAACCAAACCUUAACUCCUGAUUCAACAAAUCCUUCUCCAUGUCCUGUCCUGAGUGUGAUGCCAGAAUAACCCUUCAGGCCUCUAAUGGCCUCUUUUGAAAAGGGCUCUGCCCAAAGUCUGCAAGACGGACGCUGAAACUGACCUUGUUUUACUUUUGUAUAAGGUCAUGGUGCGUAGCUCAAAGCUCUGUUUGGGGUUUUUCAUUAACACCCCCGACGGGUCAGUACGAAGUCAGCUUCACAUGGCUCUAACAGAACCACCUUCCCUGAGGAUCCCAACAGAUCUGAAUGUUGUCGUCAUGAAUAUUUCUCGUCCUUUCUGCAGUUUGUAAACACGACUCUACUUCAGGGUGCUCAGAUGCUCUUUUUUUUUCCCCUUCUAAAACUCGACCAGUAUUUAACUAUCAUACAAUUUGUACCACAUACUUGUAUUUCUCACAUCUACAGAGUUUUUUUUUAAUUUUUUUACUUGUGAUGCAUGUUUACAUUAUAACACCAUUGCUCCACAGUAGCUUCCAACACAAACAUGAUCACAUAAAAUACACAGAGAUUCACACACUGUCAUUUUUUGUCUUUCUAUGGGUGGCAACCUCAAAAAUAGUAAUGAUUUUGUAACACAAGCAUAGAAGUGAUGGUAGGAGCCUGCUGACCAGUUCAAUACCAGGGUCUCAUUGUUUCUCUCUCGCCACAGGAGCCUCGACCGAUCGCAGGAGGCUGAGGAUCCACAACAGCAAACCAUGGUAAAAUGAAGACUGAUGUGUGAUUAAAUGCCAGAGCUGCAGGAGACCAAGCGACUGCACCGUGGUGACACCAGGAUGACUUCCAGAGCUGCAGGCGGUGAAGCAGAUGCAGAGCCAGGAGGCGUCCAGCAGAGGACGAGCAGCCGAGUCCAGAGGAGAUUUAUUUGUUUUUGCUCUGAAAGUUUUAAUAAUAAAUGAUGUAAACCUGA